Molecule: messenger RNA, 555 nt
Organism: Lathyrus oleraceus (garden pea)
Lineage: Eukaryota; Viridiplantae; Streptophyta; Magnoliopsida; Fabales; Fabaceae
Exons: 1
Coding region: 1-555 (184 amino acids)
Source: RefSeq, a predicted model, not a curated record
AUGAGUCUUGUUGGUGAACUGACUUACUUUCUUGGUCUUCAAGUCAAACAAAUGGACGAUACUAUCUUUAUCUCUCAAAGAAUGUAUGCUAAGAGUAUAGUAAAGAAGUUUGGCAUGGAAAAUGCAAGUCACAAAAGGACACCUGCACCAACCCACUUGAAGCUAACUAAAGAUGAAAAGGGUGUAGAUGUGGAUCAAAGUCUGUACAGGAGUAUGAUUGGUAGUUUGUUGUAUCUUACAGCUAGCAGACCUGACAUUACAUUUGUUGUAGGAGUGUGUGCAAGAUAUCAGUCUGAACCCAAAAUGAGUCAUAUUACUCGAGUGAAAAAGAUCCCAAAAUACAUCAAUGGGACUAAUGACUAUGGAAUAUUGUAUUCUCAUAAUGUAAAUCCCAUGCUUAUUGGAUAUUGUGAUGCAGUUUUGGCAAGUAGUGCUAAUGACAGAAAGAGCACUCCUGGAGAAUGUUUCUUCUUGGGAAAUAAUCUAAUAUAUUGGUUCAACAAGAAGCAAAACUAUGUGUCAUUAUCAUGGUUGAGGCUAAAUAUAUUGCAGUAG